Messenger RNA from Oryzias latipes (Japanese medaka), 2965 nucleotides. RefSeq names its product lymphocyte cytosolic protein 2a (gene lcp2a). NCBI's taxonomy places the organism in Eukaryota, Metazoa, Chordata, Actinopteri, Beloniformes, Adrianichthyidae. The record is from RefSeq and is a predicted model, not a curated record. Gene Ontology annotation, biological process: cell surface receptor protein tyrosine kinase signaling pathway; intracellular signal transduction.
GAGAGCAAGAGAGCAGGGCAAAAAAGAAGCAGAGAGACACUGAAGAAGUGCAGAGAGAGAGAGAAGAGGAAGCCAUUUUGGUUGCAGGGUGUCAUGUCUGCUGCUCUGGGCCUUCUUCUCUCCAGCUUCUUGGCUCUCAAAGGUUUGGACAGCAGAGGCUAAUCAGAGACUGAGCUGAAGUUUGAGAGAGUCUUUAGCAGAGGCUUGUCAGGAGGAAGUGGCGAAGGCCCGAGUCUGUCGAAGCGGUGCACGCUGGGCAGCGAGGAACCUCGGCUUCGUCUCACUGGUGUGUGAAAGUGGUUUGACAUCUGCCAGACAGACUUUGAGUUUGGAACACAAGGGAGCUGCGAGGAGGCUGCAGGAUGAGCUCGGAACGUCCAUCCAGGUUGGAGGUGAUGGGCUGGGGCCCCCAGCAGCUGGCAGACUACCUGAAGAGGAGGAAUUUACCCGGCUGUGACAAAGUAGUACUGAAAAACUCCAUCAGUGGCGCCAGGUUUGUGAAUCUGACUGACAGCGACUUCCAGAAGUUCCCCAAACUCCAAGCUCCGAUGAUCUCCAAGCUCAGUAAUGAAAUCCGCAGGAACGAGGGGAAGAGAAGCCUGUUUGGUAAAAAACAAGCCCCCGUGUUUCCUGACGCAGGUUUCUGCUCUACAGACACCAGCUCUGAGGCCCAAGGGUGGAGCGAUAAUGAAUUUGAAGACGACGACGACUAUGAGAGUCCGUACAGUGAUGAAAAGGAAGAAAGUGACAACUACGAGUCCCCGAGCGAAGACCCAUCUAACGAAUACGAGCCCCCGCCUUCAGCACCAUCGGAUGAUGGGGUUACCAAGUUUUACCCAACGUCCCCCAUAGGGGAGGGGGAUUAUAUUGAUAAAAGAGAUAACCACACGUCUAACAUGAGCGCACCUCCAGCUUUGAGUCCCCGCCCCCUGGCUUCCACUCUGCCAGGGCAUUCAUCCCGAGAUCAUUCAGAAUCCUCGUUUCGGCGGGAACCGUCCCCGCACUGUGUGGGACGAGCGCCAGGAAAAUUUCCUGCUGAGCCGCCGCAGAUUUGUCGCAGCAGCAAGCCUGGCAGAGAGCCAGGAUCGAACUCCUUCAACAGCAGAGAAGCUCAGAACAGCGCUCCUGAGAGGUCCGGCGGUCACUCCUGGAGGCCUCAGCCUGACCCGUCUGAUCCUCCCGCUCGGUCCAAGCCUCCUCCUGUGCUACCCCCCUCCUCGACCUCCAUCGGCCGGAGCAAUUCCUCCGCUCGGCCCCCGCCCAACAGAUAUCCUGGUCCUGCAGAGCAAACACAAAAAGAAGUCUCUAAACACAGCACCUUCCCUCUCCAUAACAAAAGUCUUGCCCCCCGCCCUGGUAUUCCUGGAAUUCAUUCGGAGAGCAUGCCCUCUGCAGGCUCCCUGCCUCACAAACUGUCCUCUGCGAUUGCUGAACAUCGAGGCAGCUUUGUUGGAUCAGAGAGACAGACGCCACGUCCUCCCCUUCCCACAAAUACACACAUGCAGGAUCUGGAUCCACGCUGGUAUGCUGGGAUGGUGACCCGGGGUCAGGCUGAAGCAUGUCUGAAACAAGUCCACAAGGACGGGGCGUACCUGGUGAGGGACAGCAUCCGGCAGAAGGCCAACCAGCCCUUCACCCUGAUGGUCUUCUACCAGGACAAGGUCUACAACAUCCAGAUCAGGCAGGAGAACCAGGUGUUCCAGCUGGGAACCGGACUCAAAUCUCAGGAGUCCUUCUCUUCAGUCGCUGAAAUCAUCUCCCUUUACUCCCACUCUCCUUUGCUCCUCAUUGAUGCUAAAAAUCGGGGCUCUGGACAGCAGAACCAAUGUCUGCUUUCUGACCCGGUUGCAAACUAUAUUACUGGGCAGAAAUGGUAGUGAGCAGACGGAACCGGAUCAAAACCAGACCAGAGGAGAAACAAGCCCACAAGUCAGAAUUAGAGGAAUGUUCAGGUUAAGCCUCACCGGUUGAAAAACAGGAAGGAAUUCUCAGGCUCAAAUGUUUGCUUUUGUUUUUCUAUUGAAAUACCUUAAAGCUCUACGUGUUUAAGAUGUGUUUUGUGUCAUGUUUGCUUUCCAUAAAUUUAUUACAUACAUGAUUCAAACUUCAGAAAAACUUGUGUUGAAGUCAAGUCAGCUUUAUCCUAAAUUUCUGUUCCUUUUUUGAUUCUUUGCUUGUCUGUUAGUUUAACUCUCAGCUGAUCUCCUUAAAGCGUCCAGAAAGAUACAAAAGGCGCCAAUUUAUUUUUCAUUCUCUCCUAAUCUGUGGAAUUCAGAAGAAUGAUGACAUGAACCAAAUGAUAAUCAACAUCUGACCAAACAUUUGUGUUUCACUUUUACAAAUCAUCUUAAAAAAGCUUCAUGAAAUGCAUACUACAAUAAAUUAUGUAAUCAAAGAUUAUUUUGGGGGCAAACAAUAUGAUGCCUAACAGGUUUUUCUUCAAUGCAUCUGUGCAAAGAAUUCUGGGAAUUCAUGUACUUCUGGGUGUUUUCAGGCUGGACACACCGGGUUUACUGAAAGUGAACCAGAGUGCGUUUCCCCGCGAUAAUCUGGAACUCAUUUUCCGUCUGAAUACACCCUCUAAUUCAAACUCUUUCAAAGAUUUGCACCACAUUAUGAAACUUUGAUUAAAAUCACGACUCACACUCUAAAUGCUUUUGUCUAAUUUAUAUUUAUCUGUAAAAUGACUUGCACCAUCAGACUGAAGUCAAGUCUGUUUCUUGGUUGUAAAAACUCUUUAAUCUCAUCUACAAAGAUGUUGCUGAAUUUAUGAAGACCAGAACUGUAAAAUUUGGUGUUUUUCCAAGAAAUGUAGUCUUUGUUUAAGUCAAGGUUGGAUGAAAUGUUUCAGCUUUGUUUUAGAUGAUGUUAGAAAGUCACGUUUGAACAAAAUUUGAGGAAUUUGUUGUGUUUUUAGCAGUCUGUAAAUGUUUAUCCAUUGUUUUAAAUAAAGUUUGAAACGCCA